Messenger RNA from Olea europaea var. sylvestris, 951 nucleotides. RefSeq names its product guanine nucleotide-binding protein subunit beta-2. Gene Ontology annotation, cellular component: heterotrimeric G-protein complex; cytoplasm. The transcript is spliced from 3 exons. The record is from RefSeq and is a predicted model, not a curated record. The annotation marks the transcript as partial. Gene Ontology annotation, molecular function: signaling receptor complex adaptor activity; protein binding. Gene Ontology annotation, biological process: G protein-coupled receptor signaling pathway. NCBI's taxonomy places the organism in Eukaryota, Viridiplantae, Streptophyta, Magnoliopsida, Lamiales, Oleaceae.
UUGCAAAAGAAUUUUCAGGUGUAUUCAUUGGAUUGGACUCCUGAAAAGAAUCGCAUAGUCAGUGCAUCUCAAGAUGGCAGAUUAAUAGUGUGGAAUGCUCUCACCAGCCAAAAAACUCAUGCAAUUAAGCUUCCUUGUGCAUGGGUCAUGACCUGUGCCUUCUCUCCUAGCGGGCAGUCAGUUGCCUGUGGUGGGCUAGAUAGUGUUUGUUCAAUAUUUAACCUCAACUCUCAGACGGACAGGGAUGGAAAUCUGCCAGUUACCCGAAUGCUUAGUGGGCAUAAGGGCUAUGUAUCAUCAUGCCAGUAUGUUCCAGACGAAGAUUCACAUUUGGUAACUAGUUCUGGUGACCAAACAUGUGUACUAUGGGAUAUAACAACUGGCCUAAGGACGUCUGUCUUUGGAGGUGAAUUCCAGUCUGGACACACUGCUGAUGUGCUGAGCAUCUCAAUAAACGGAUCCAACUCUAAAAUGUUUGUGUCUGGCUCAUGUGAUUCAACUGCCCGUCUGUGGGACAUGCGUGUUGCUAGUCGAGCAGUACGUACUUUUCAUGGUCACGAGGGAGAUGUUAAUAGUGUAAAGUUCUUCCCAGAUGGUAAUAGAUUUGGAACUGGUUCCGCUGACGGAACUUGCAGACUAUUUGACAUUAGAACUGGGCACCAGCUGCAGGUGUACUACCAACCUCAUGGAGAUAAUGACGUCCCUCCUGUGACUUCCAUUGCAUUCUCCAUCUCUGGCCGACUCCUUUUUGCAGGGUACACUAACGGUGACUGCUAUGUCUGGGACACUUUGUUGGCAACGAUGGUUUUGAAUUUGGGAUUCGUGCAUGACUCCCACGACAAUCGAAUCAGCUGUCUAGGAUUAUCAGCCGAUGGGAGUGCCUUAUGUACAGGAAGUUGGGAUACAAACCUGAAGGUUAGUCUUCAAGCUUGACUACCUGUUUGGCUCCCA